GGGUGUUCUUCCUCCCCUCUCUUGCCCUCUGUUGCCUCUGCUGCUGCGGCCGACCUCGUUGGUUUCGAGUCGGUCGGCGCUGCAUCUGCCCCGAGCGGGAGACGCCGCACCGGCAAGGGCAAGGGGGGCAAGAGCACUGGAGAGGGUGGAGGGGGCGGUGGAGGUGGUGGUGGAGGCGGUGGAGGGAGUGGGGGUGGUGGUGGGAGUGGUGCUGGGGGUGGCGGCGGCGGCGGCAGCAGUGGAGGCGGCGGAGGCGGUGGAGGUGGCGGAGGGAGCGGAGGCGGCGGAGGUAGUGGAGGAGGCGGAGGUGGAGGAGGCGGCGGAGGCGGCGGAGGCGGCGGCGGCGGCGGAGGCGGCGGUGGUGGAGCGAGUCGCUACUCUGCGCCGAGGAGUGGCGCCGGUGGUGCGCGGUGGGGGUUUUGGUCCCUGCUCUUACGUUCUCCGUACCGGCGACCGCACUGGUGAGCAGUGCGGAGGUCCGCACUCCACCCAGCGCUGCUUUGGUCGCCUGACGGACGCGUGGCGUCGCCAGUUCCCUGAGGCGUCAGAGAUCCCUCGCUGGGGAGAUCUGGCUAAGGCCGGGGCUACUAUCUUUGAUCUUGACUUUGAUGCUAUUCUUGCUGCCAUGUAUGCUGUUGCUGAUAGUGUUGAGGGUGCCUGUUACCUGUGUGUACCGCCUGACCCGGGCAUUGAGGCUGCUGUGCUAGGUGCUGGUGAGACUGCUGCUCUAGGUGCUAGUGCGUCUGCUGCCCCAGGUGCUAGUGCGUCUGCCGCCCAAGGUGCUGGUGAGUCUGCUCUCUCAGGUACUACGUAG
This is a messenger RNA of Closterium sp. NIES-65, 814 nucleotides long. The record is from the annotation of a GenBank genome assembly. Lineage: Eukaryota; Viridiplantae; Streptophyta; Zygnematophyceae; Desmidiales; Closteriaceae.